Messenger RNA from Gracilinanus agilis (Agile Gracile Mouse Opossum), 404 nucleotides. Its product is annotated as cytochrome c oxidase subunit 6A2, mitochondrial. The transcript has 3 exons. Gene Ontology annotation, biological process: mitochondrial electron transport, cytochrome c to oxygen. Gene Ontology annotation, molecular function: enzyme regulator activity. Bases 49 to 342 code for a protein of 97 amino acids. Gene Ontology annotation, cellular component: mitochondrial inner membrane. Lineage: Eukaryota; Metazoa; Chordata; Mammalia; Didelphimorphia; Didelphidae. The record is from RefSeq and is a predicted model, not a curated record.
UCAGAGGGCAGUGGUCCGUCUGUUUCUCAGUUUCGUUCACUAGCCAAAAUGAUGGCACUGUAUUUGAGGCCUUUGAGCAGGGGACUGGCUACUUCGGCCAAGGAAGAGCACGGAGCAGGAGGGAAAACCUGGCGUCUGCUGACCUUCGUGCUAGCUCUCCCGGCCGUGGCUGUCUGCACCCUCAACUCCUGGCUCCACGCAGGGAAGCAUGAACGACCUGAGUUCAUACCCUAUCACCACCUCCGCAUCCGUACCAAGCCUUAUUCCUGGGGUGACGGCAACCAUACCCUGUUCCACAAUCCCCACGUGAACCCCUUGCCCACGGGCUAUGAACACCCGUGAUCCCAGACGCCCUAGAAGUACAAUAAAGGUCGGCCAGCUUCAGCCCGAGUGAAAACCAACAA